Molecule: messenger RNA, 2633 nt
Organism: Paramecium sonneborni
Lineage: Eukaryota; Ciliophora; Oligohymenophorea; Peniculida; Parameciidae
Source: the annotation of a GenBank genome assembly
GUUUUAUGUUAAUUUUAAAUUGUUAAAAACAUAUUUAUCUAUAAUGACAAUACUGAAAACUUUUUUGUUAGAUGUAAAGCAGCAAAAGCAAAGAGACGAAUAUCUGAAUAUAAAAUAGGAUGUUUUGUAAGAUUGUGACCUUAUUAAUAAAUUGAAGAGAGACUCAACUUAAUUUAUUGGUAUUUUAGAAUAUGAGAUAAGAAAAACAAUAUCCUUUUCUAAAUUAAGAUACAUAGAUGUAAUAAAAAAAUAUGAUAAACUAAAAGAAUAAACAAUUGGAAUGCAAUAAGAAUGGAUUUCAUUACCAAAAUUAUUUAAUAAACCUACACUAGCAAUAACUUGGAAUAUAAAAUCUUUGACAGAAGCGGAAAAACAUUAAUUAAAAUUAAUAAAAUAAAAUAAGCCUAAACACAAAGUAUACCAUAAAAAAUGUGAAGAAUUGUAAGAUAGCAUGUUUAGAUUCUAUGUGGAAGUACAAUAAUUAUAGUCAUUCUUAUAAAUAAAUUCUGAAGCCACAAGAAAAAUAAUAAAAAAAUUUAAAAAAUAAGAGAUAAGAGGAAUAUUUGAAGUAAACGAGAAUAUUUUUUAGAAAGUAAAUGACUUUCAGAGUUAAAUUAAUUAAUUACCUAAAAGAUUAAGAAUGAUAAAAGACGAAACAGAAUCAAUGAUCAUUUAAAAUUUUUAUAAACAUGAAAAGUAAAAAUUAUAAUAAUUUAAAGCCCAAAAAAAUGCAGAGAAUUUUUGAGAAAAUAUACAGAGACAAAUUAAUUAUCAAAUGAAAGUAUAUUUUAUUUUGGGUUUUUUGCUGGAUUUGCUGCAUUGAUGAUAAUAAUCUUAUUGUUGAUGAGAUAUGAUGGAUAUUUAGAUCCAAAUUCAGAUAAAGUUUUUAAUAAAGUUUUUCCUUGUUUUAGAGGAGUUGCAUUAUUUAUAUUUUAUUUUUGGAUGAUAUCCUUAGAUGUAGCAGGAUGGAAUUACUUUAAUGUAAAUUAUAAGUUAUAUUUGGGAUUUAAUCAUCAUUAUUCAACAUUGUCUGAAAUAUUGAAGAGAGUAACAAUAUUUAGUACAAUUUAUUUAUUAAUAUUUAUAAUUUAUUGUGUAUAAGAGGAAGAUAUUGGAAAGUUAGCUUAAGAAUUAUAAGUGUUUGAUGUAAGACUUUAUCCUUUAAUAAUUUGGGUAUGUUUAUUAAUAUAUGUUUUGUAUCCAUUCAAAAAGAUUUUUAAUCCAGAAGGUAAAAGAUACAUGUAUAAGAUGUUUUAUGGAAUGAUAUGGGGUUUUAUAUUUAAUUAUGAAUCAAGAUAUACAUUUAUGGCAGAUUAAUUUGCAUCUUUCACAACUCCAAUUAGAGAUUUAGAUUAUACAAUUUGUUAUUAUUAUUAUAUUGUAAAUAUAUAUAUUAAUAACAGAUAUUUAAUGGUUAUGAACAUGAUGGAUAAUGUGAACCAAGGACUAGAUUUACUAGUGCACUUCCAGCAACAGUACCAUAUUUAAUUAAAUGUGCUCAUUAUUUAGUAAGAGCUAAAGUUAAAGGUAAAUUAUUUGGUACAGAUGAAUGGUAUAAUUUUUUAAAGACUGCUAAUGCUGCAUAAGUUGGAGUUUGGUCAUUUUUAGCUAGAAGAAAUCCUGAUGUUAUUGAAUUUAGAGUUAUCUGGAUAUUUGUAGCUAUUAUUAGUACCUUUUGGUAAUAUUAUUGGGAUUUAGCUAAAGACUUUUUAUUUUUUGAAAAAGAUUCUAAAUAUAAAUUUCUUAGAAAUGAUUUAGGAUACAAUAGUCCUACAAUCUAUUAUAUUUUUGCUGGUGUCAAUCUAAUUUUGAGAUGUACUUGGGUUUUAUCAUUAUCUCCAGAUAUUUGUAAAUUAUUUGGAAUAAAAAAUGAAUUAUUUGUUUUAUUGGUUGGAUUUUUAGAGAUGAGUAGAAGAUUCUUAAAUAAUUUUUUAAAAGUUGAAAAAGAACAUAUAGUAAAUUUAAGAUCUUUAAAAGUUGUUUAAGAUCUCAAAUAUCCAUUUUAAGUUCAUAAAGAAUUAGUUGAAUUUAAUAAUCGUGAUCAUUGGUCAGUUUCUUCAUUUCUCUAACCAAAUUCAGGUUUUUAAUCAUUAAAAGAUGAUGUAGAAUUUGAAAAUAGACCUAGUGUUGUUUUAUUAUUUAAGGGGUUAACUGAAUAAAUUGAUGAAGCAAGAUAACCAAAUCAAAUAAGUAAUAAUGAUUAAAGAAUUUCUUAAUUCACUUAAAAUUUUAAUAGAGCUACAAAUUUUAAAUUACCUAAUAAAUAAUCUGAUAUCAAAUAAGAACUAAAUAUUGAAUUUCAAAAUAGAGAAUCUAAAUAUUCAAAUGGUACUUAACAUUUAUUAAAGGUUCCACUUAUUAAAAAUGUUAGUUAAUUAAAUUUUCAAUCCGUUUAAUCUUCUUAUGAUGAUGCUUUAUCAGAUAAUCAAGAUAAUAAUAAUAGCGAUUAAGAGAGGGAUACCUUACAUGAUAUAAGAUUGGCCACAGAAGAAAAUGCAUUAAUUGAACAGGGAAAAAAGAAAGAAAGUUUAGAACGUUAAUGGAUUAAAGAAUUAAAGUAGGAAAAUAAAAAAUAUAAAAAACUUAUAUAUAAAAGAUAUGAAAUAUUUAGAGUGUAAUAAACAACUGAAUGA